Messenger RNA from Microdochium trichocladiopsis, 1521 nucleotides. RefSeq lists its product as uncharacterized. NCBI's taxonomy places the organism in Eukaryota, Fungi, Ascomycota, Sordariomycetes, Xylariales, Microdochiaceae. The coding region runs from base 1 to 1521 and encodes 506 amino acids. The record is from RefSeq and is a predicted model, not a curated record. The transcript has a single exon.
AUGCGCGCCUCCACCUUCAUCGCCGCCGCCCUGCCGAUGGGCAUCUCUGCUCUGCCCGCGGGCACCAUUGUCGAGGGCCGUGGCCUCAUCAACGAUGUCAUCUGCAUCCCCUACAACAUCUAUGUCAACACUCUCCUCAACGACCCCAUCCUGGUCCCCUUCUGCCGCCAGUUCAUCAGCGUCCCCACCACCACCGUCACCAGCGUCGUCAAGAAGGCUGCCAACGCCGUGACUGUCACAUCCCCCGUCACGGUCAAUGGUGGCGGCCCCGUGACCAUCACCAACUCGGUCACCACGACUGUUGCUGCGGCCGCGGCCCAGGAUGUCACCAGCUAUGUCACCGUCUCGGUCACCAGCCCCACGGCCACCUCGGUCCUCUCCUGCCUCAACAGCGCGUACUCGGCUCCCACCAAGGGCAAGCGUGCCGUCCAGGUUACCACUGCGGCCGGUGCUCGCAAGCCCAAGCACACCAAGACCAAGGGCAUCAAGCCCACCACCCGUGCCGAGCUCGAGGUCUUUCACACUGCUCCCCCGCCGUCGAGGCGCGCUGACGAGGCCGGCGCUGCCCUGGUUCCCCGUCUCUUGAACCUGGUCGGAGGACUCCUGAGCCCGCUUGCACCGGCUCCUGCCCCUGCCCCGGCCCCGGCCCCGGCCCCGGCCCCGGCUCCCAACCAGGCGCUCACCAUUCCCCGCCCGGCCUACAUUCCCGCCACCAUCGCCGACAGUGUCAUCUCCAUCAUCUGCAGCUGCGCGGCCAUCCCCACCCAGACCACCACCGUCAGCGUGACCUCGGCUGCUGUCGCCGCGCUUGUGACCCUGUCCCCGACUACCACGAUCAACGCCGCCACCAGCAUCACCAUCACCAAGACCGUCACUGUGACAUCCGCCGCUGCCGCUGCCAAGACCGUGACCAGCACCACCACGACCACCGUCGGCUCCGUCGCCACCAGCAUCGCCGCCAACGGUCUCGCCUACAAGAAGUUCCAGAGCCCCUUCAACGGCGACUCGGCCAACGCCGGCUUCAACUCCAACUACUUCAAGUCCAAGACCCCCGACUUCACCGGCGUCUGGAGCGCGCUCAACUUCGCCACCUCUGCCUGGCCCUACUCGACCGACCUCACCCUCCAGCUCGACCAGCCGGUCGCCUUUGACGUCUCCCAGGCCGCCCUCCUGUUCCAGGGCUUCUUCGUCGCGCCCCAGUCCGGCAGCUACACCUUCUCCGUGCCCUCGGACACCAACGACAACUUUGCCGAGCUCUGGACCGGCUCCGCCGCGCUCUCCUGGGCCGACAACGCCGCCGCCUUCAAGGCCAGCCGCACGACCGGGGGCUCGACGCCCGGCUCCGCCACCGUGAACCUCAACGCCGGCGACGCCCUGCCCUUCAGCUACCUCUGGGCCAACGGCGGCGGUGCUGCCCGCAGCGCCUUCAACAUUGUCUUCCCCGACGGCAGCUCGCCCGCGGACUUCUCCAGCCUGUUCGUCCAGGCCUGCUCUGGCAGCGUCUUUUCUUCUUCUUCUUAG